AUGUCUAAUACCCUAUCUCUUUUAUUAUGUAUCAUGAUCUGUUCAAUAGGAGUACUUGAAUUGGUGAGCUCAGAUGUUAAGACUAAUAGGCUGGUGAUUCCUAUUGAUCAACACGAUAUCAUCAGAAUCGGCAGAAGCAAACAACUAUGUGAUAUCAUUAUAAAUAGUAUAAGGGUAUCACUGUUGCAUUGUAUGAUCUGGAGUGUCAAGUUUGACAAGGACACUCCAGCAUUGGUUUACAUCAAGGAUAUGGCACUCAAUGGUACCACAGUCAAUGGCGAGAUGUUAGGUAAAGGAACCACUCGAGUGCUUGAGAACUUGGAUACCAUUGAGAUCCAAUCCCUGGUUCAAAUUGUAUGGAAGAGAUUGGACGAAUUAGAAAUAGAUUUAGGCUUGGCCUUAGAUAUAGAUAUGGAUAUAGAUCGUAGAUUAUUUUCCCAUGUUGCUAAAGUCCUGGAUUGGACAAUAACAAAUACCAUAGUUGGUUCUGGAUCAUAUGGUACGAUAUAUGUUGGUCAUAACUCAAGAUAUAGUACUCUAUUUGCAGUUAAGGUGAUUAGGAACUACUCUAGUGAUGCUAGAAAGAGAAUUAUACAUGAAUCACAGUUGCUUACAAAGAUAUGUCAUCCCAAUAUCAUUAAAGUACAUGAUACUCAUGUUAGAGGAUCACAUCUCUAUAUUAUGGAAGAUCUCAUUUGUGGUGGAGACCUUUUCUCUUACUUAAGUAAUGGUACUAAGUUAAGGACAUUGCCUGAAAGUGAAACAAUCUUCAUCAUAUACCAAUUGUUGCAAGCUUUGGAUUACUUACAUAAUCAUCUUAACGUGUUGCAUAGAGAUAUUAAGUUGGAUAACGUUUUAUUGGACUUGCCUGUGCCCGGAUCUAGGGUUUACCUUUGUGACUUUGGUACUGCUAAACAGUUGUCUUCAACAUUACAAAGAACACGUACUGUGGUUGGUACAGCUGAGUAUUUAGCCCCAGAGAUAUUCAAUUCCAUUGAAUCUACUUGUUCUGGCUACAACAAUAAAUGUGAUAUGUGGGCUUUAGGGGUCAUGUUAUGUAUCAUGCUUUCAGGUAUUUCACCAUUCGCUCGUGAUGAUCAUCAUACAAACCAUAUGUUACUCAUUGAUGGGUUUGCACAUAUUUCCAAGCAAUCAAAGAACUUUGUUAAAAGACUUCUAUACUUCGAUAUUAGAAAGAGGAUGUCUGUAACAGAUUGUUUGAAGCAUGUGUGGAUCACAGGUAAUGAAAAGAGAUUGGCUUCAAAGUAUUCUAAAGUGUGUCAAGUGAGAAAAAAAUGA
Molecule: messenger RNA, 1299 nt
Organism: Lizanozyma spartinae
Lineage: Eukaryota; Fungi; Ascomycota; Pichiomycetes; Serinales; Debaryomycetaceae
Gene: MEK1
Product: serine/threonine protein kinase
Exons: 1
Coding region: 1-1299 (432 amino acids)
Biological process (GO): meiotic recombination checkpoint signaling; protein phosphorylation
Cellular component (GO): nucleus; cytoplasm
Molecular function (GO): protein binding; protein serine/threonine kinase activity; ATP binding
Source: RefSeq, a predicted model, not a curated record